Pleurotus ostreatus (oyster mushroom) is the source of this 939-nucleotide messenger RNA. RefSeq lists its product as uncharacterized. The coding region runs from base 1 to 939 and encodes 312 amino acids. NCBI's taxonomy places the organism in Eukaryota, Fungi, Basidiomycota, Agaricomycetes, Agaricales, Pleurotaceae. The transcript has a single exon. The record is from RefSeq and is a predicted model, not a curated record.
AUGCGUAAUUUCAAGAAAGGCCAAAUCAAGGAGGCACUCAAUCCAGUGACGCUAGACCUGUUGGCCAGCGCAGCAGGCGAGUAUCCCCGGUGUCACUUUUCUAUGCUCACACUGAUCUGUCCUCUAGGCAUUGAUAUUGAGUCACUGAACGACUACCAGCCAGGUCCUGGGAAUGCCCGAAAGGUAUUUCAGUGGAUAUAUAGCCGAAGAGCCUCCCGGCCGGAGGAUAUUGCAUACCUCUUGGGUUUGUUGAGCGUGCAGAUCCCCAUAGUGCAUGGCGAGGGACGGAGCCGAGCAUUCUACCGCCUACAGCUUGAGUGUUCCACGCAGACAGACGACAGGGAUCUGUUCAUAUGGGGAAGUAGACGGCGGUCUCAAUGGAACGCCAUGUUUGCUGAAGGUCCUGCAGCCUUUGUCAAACAACAAGGGGGCGGGGCAUCUUCAACCCGAGAGAGAAAGCCUUCAUGUUCAAAGACUGUUCCAUCGGAAGGGCAGCGGGGAUCCUUCAUUCACUUUCACCAAUCACGGCCUUCGCAUAUCCCUAGUAUCUCAUUGAUCAACUCCCAAGCGGGCCAGAGCCUAUUUCAAUGGGAUAGCUACCUCGAUGUGCCUCAGGGUGUCAUAUACGACAAGUGGAGGGUUGGGACCCUAGGAACAAUUGAAAGUCCUCUUGCGCCCAGGGCGCCGAAGAAGACACUGAAGAUGAUGAUGAUGAUGAAGGAUAUGACGAAUAUGGUGGAUGAGACAAUUCUGUUGCGAAGGGACCACAGCAGACAAUACCUUCCUUUGCGAUCCUCUUGCAAAAAGCUUCGAGUUCAUCCUCGAGAUGUUAGUCCCUACCUGCCAAAAUUGGCUCCCACGGUUGGACCAAACCUGGCCCAAACCUACUCCAAACCGACAGUUUGGUCUGCUGUACCAGGGGGUUUGCGAGUGGGUUAG